Molecule: messenger RNA, 3405 nt
Organism: Anopheles cruzii
Lineage: Eukaryota; Metazoa; Arthropoda; Insecta; Diptera; Culicidae
Gene: RpIII128
Product: DNA-directed RNA polymerase III subunit RPC2
Exons: 2
Coding region: 1-3405 (1134 amino acids)
Biological process (GO): DNA-templated transcription
Cellular component (GO): RNA polymerase III complex
Molecular function (GO): DNA binding; ribonucleoside binding; DNA-directed RNA polymerase activity
Source: RefSeq, a predicted model, not a curated record
AUGCAUGCCGACGAGAAGUAUUGGAAGGAGGACGGCAAAAGCUAUAAAAAAGUGCAACGUGCGCUGGAGGAAAAGUGGAAACUGGUGCCGGCGUUUCUGCAGGUAAAAGGCCUGGUAAAGCAGCACAUCGACGCGUUCAACUACUUUAUCAAUGUGGACAUUAAAAAGAUUGUGCAAGCGAACGAAGAGGUCAAAAGCGAUGCCGACCCGUGCUUCUACCUCAAGUACCUUAACGUGUCAGUGGGCAAGCCGGACGUGGAAGAGGGCUACAAUAACACCAAGUCGACGACGCCGCACGAGUGCCGGUUGCGCGAUAUGACCUAUUCGGCGCCGAUCACCGUUGACAUUGAGUACACCCGGGGGACGCAGCGUGUCGUGCGGAACGGGCUGCUGAUUGGCCGGAUGCCGAUUAUGUUGCGAUCAUCGAACUGCAUCCUGACGGGCAAAUCGGACUACGAGCUGUCGAAGGUGAACGAGUGUCCGAUGGAUCCGGGCGGUUACUUUAUCAUCCGUGGCACGGAGAAGGUGAUCCUCAUCCAGGAGCAGCUGAGCUGGAACAAGAUGAUCACGGAGGACUGUGCGGGAGUGAUCCAGUGUCAGGUGACCAGUUCGACGCACGAGAAAAAAUCACGCACCAUCCUACUGACCAAGCACGGGCGGUACUACCUGAAGCACAACUCGAUGACGGAAGAAAUCCCCGUGGCGAUCAUCCUGAAGGCGAUGGGUGUUGCGUCGGAUCAGGAAAUUAUGCAACUCGUGGGGAUCGAUCAGGAAACGCAGAAACGUUUCGGACCGUCGCUGCUAGAGGCGGCCAACCACAAGGUGUACACACAGCAGCGUGCCCUCGAGUACAUGGGCUCGAAGUUGAUCGCGAAACGGUUCACAACGGCAGCGACAAAGUACCGGACGGCGGCGGACGAAGCACGGGAUCUGCUGGCCACCACCAUUCUAGCGCACGUUCCCGUGCCCAGCUUUAACUUUCAGGUGAAGGCCAUCUACGUGGCUCUGAUGAUUCGCCGUGUAAUGGCGGCCGAACUGGACCGGAGUGCGGUGGACGAUCGGGAUUACUACGGCAACAAGCGGCUCGAGUUGGCCGGCUCGCUGCUUUCGCUCAUGUUCGAGGAUCUGUUCAAACGCUUCAACUGGGAGCUGAAGAUGAUCGCGGAUAAGAACAUUCCGAAGAUCAAGGCCGCCCAGUUCGACGUGGGAAAGCAUAUGCGCGAAGCGCUCAUCACAUCCGGGCUCGAAACGGCCAUUUCGACGGGCAAUUGGACGAUCAAGCGGUUCAAGAUGGAACGGGCCGGUGUGACGCAGGUGCUGUCCCGGUUGAGCUACAUUUCGGCCCUCGGCAUGAUGACGCGCGUCAACUCGCAGUUUGAGAAGACGCGCAAAGUGUCCGGGCCACGAUCGUUGCAGCCCAGCCAGUGGGGUAUGCUGUGUCCAUCGGACACACCGGAGGGGGAGGCUUGUGGGUUAGUAAAAAACCUCGCCCUCAUGACGCACAUCACGACGGAGGUGGACGAAGAACCGGUGAUCCGGCUGGCGUACAAUGCAGGCGUGGAAGACAUCCGCCUGCUCGGUGGAGAAACGAUCAACAAUCCGACCGUCUUUAUGGUGUUCAUAAACGGCAACAUCCUCGGCGUAACGAUCGCGUACCGACGGCUGGUCGAAGUGUUCCGUAUGAUGCGCCGCCGUGGGUUGAUUGGGGCGUUCGUUUCGAUUCACACCUCGUUUACGCAGCGCUGCGUGUACAUCCACACCGACGGCGGGCGGCUGUGUCGGCCGUACAUUAUCGUACAGGGCGGACGGCCACUCGUCCAGCAGGAGCACCUGGAACAGAUGAAGGCGGGGCUGAGGAAAUUCGACGAUUUCCUGCACGACGGACUGAUCGAGUAUUUGGAUGUGAACGAGGAGAAUGAUUCGUUCAUUGCCUACCAGGAGCGGGACAUCGAUCCAGAGAAGACGACCCACCUGGAGAUCGAACCGUUUACGUUGCUGGGAGUGUGCGCCGGUCUGGUGCCGUAUCCGCACCACAAUCAGAGCCCUCGGAACACGUACCAGUGUGCGAUGGGUAAGCAAGCGAUGGGCAUCAUCGGUUACAACCAGAAGAACCGUAUCGAUACGCUGAUGUACAACAUCGUGUACCCGCAGAGCCCGAUGGUACGAUCGCGCACUAUCGAGCUGACAAACUUCGAUAAGCUGCCGGCCGGGCAGAACGCAACCGUUGCGGUCAUGAGCUACUCCGGGUACGACAUUGAGGACGCACUGAUCCUCAACAAAGCGUCCAUCGAUCGCGGUUACGGUCGGUGUUUGGUGUACAAGAACAGCAAGUGUACGAUCAAGCGGUACAGCAACCAGACGUUCGACCGUAUAAUGGGCCCCAUGAAGGACUCGCUGACGGGCAAGAUCAUCGCACGGCACGAGUGUCUCGACACGGACGGUAUCGUGUCGCCCGGCGAGCGGCUCGUCUGCAAGCAGACGAUGGUGAACAAGGAGAUGCCGGCCGUUAAGUCGAACAAUCCGAUCGAACAGAAAGAAUCGGGCCAGCAACCGAUCGCGUACAGUGCGGUGCCGAUCACGUACAAGGGCACCGAGCCGAGCUACGCCGAGCGGGUUCUGGUGUCGACCAACAACGAGGAAGAGUUUCUGGUGAAGAUCCUGCUGCGCCAGACGCGCCGACCCGAGAUCGGUGACAAGUUUAGUUCGCGCCACGGCCAGAAAGGUGUGACCGGGUUGAUCGUCGAGCAGGAGGACCUUCCGUUCAACGACUACGGUAUGUCGCCGGAUAUGGUGAUGAACCCGCACGGAUUCCCGUCCCGUAUGACGGUGGGCAAAACGCUGGAGCUGCUCGGCAGCAAGGCGGGCGUGCUGGAGGGCAAGUUCCACUACGGGACCGCUUUCGGUGGAUCCAAGUGUCAGGAUCUGCAGGACGAGCUGUUCAAGCACGGGUUCAACUAUCUCGGCAAGGACGUGUUCUACUCGGGCAUCACCGGAGAACCGCUGGAGGUGUACAUUUACUCCGGGCCGGUGUACUAUCAGAAGCUGAAGCACAUGGUGCAGGACAAGAUGCAUGCUCGGGCUCGUGGUCCGAGGGCCGUGCUGACGCGCCAACCGACGCAGGGUCGAAGUCGCGAAGGUGGCCUACGGUUGGGCGAAAUGGAGCGCGAUUGCCUGAUUUCGUACGGGGCCUCGAUGCUGAUCAUGGAACGGCUCAUGAUCUCGUCCGAUGCGUUCGACGUUGACGUGUGUAACGUCUGCGGACGGUUGGCGUACUCGUCCUGGUGCCACAACUGCCGCUCGUCGGCCAGCGUGUCCAAAAUCUCCAUGCCGUACGCCUGCAAGCUACUGUUCCAGGAACUGACCAGCAUGAACAUUGUGCCGCGACUGAAGUUACAGAACUACUGA